This is a messenger RNA of Acanthochromis polyacanthus (spiny chromis), 2659 nucleotides long. RefSeq lists its product as uncharacterized. The record is from RefSeq and is a predicted model, not a curated record. The transcript is spliced from 18 exons. NCBI's taxonomy places the organism in Eukaryota, Metazoa, Chordata, Actinopteri, Pomacentridae. Bases 320 to 2425 code for a protein of 701 amino acids. Gene Ontology annotation, molecular function: kinase activity; pseudouridylate synthase activity.
UGAUAAGCACACAAUUUAGACAAAUAAAGGAAUCAGUCUAACACAAACCAUCCUCUGGGGUGAGUAGUAGUGUUUUGAUUCAUUUUGAAGAACUGUUAGGCUUUAAGUUGGGAUGAACUUAGCUUGUUUUUAAUAUUGUGGUGCUCAGUUGUUUACAUGGAUGCUUGAAAAAAUUGCAGAGGUGACAAUUGUAUGUGGAAUUUUGAUGUUUUGAAGUUAAAUUUCUCUCAGUGCUGACUUUUAUUAAUCAACUGACACUAUUUUACUCACAUGAAGAUUUUCUUUAUGCUGUCAGAGUUUCCCUGAAAGUCUAAACAGAAUGAAGAUAUUCAGGAGAGCAUCUGCACUCAUCCUGAGACGAGGAGUUGCAUCUUACCAGAGCACAUUGUGCAAAAAUGACAGUCUGUUCAGAAUUCAUCCAUCUGUGUCGCAGGCGUUGGCAGAAACCAAACCCGUGGUUGCACUUGAGAGCACUAUUAUCACACAUGGCAUGCCCUAUCCACACAACCUGAGAACAGCAAAAGAGGUGGAGGCCAUUGUGCGAGCUGAAGGAGCCACUCCAGCCACAGUCGGUGUGAUCGAGGGUGAAGUCCGUGUUGGACUGUCAUCAGAGGAGCUUGACUACCUCGCCCAGUGCAGGAGCUCCCUGAAGGUGUCACGACGGGACCUGCCAUAUGUCAUGAGCAAAGGUCUCUCUGGAGGAACAACAGUGUCAGCGACGAUGAUAGCAGCACACAGAGCUGGGAUUCCUGUCUUUGUCACCGGGGGUAUUGGAGGAGUUCACAGAGAUGGAGAGAACAGUCUGGACAUCAGUGCAGAUCUGACGGAGCUCGGCAGGACUCCCAUUGCUGUGGUUUCUGCUGGGGUCAAAUCUAUUCUGGACAUCGGUCGCACCCUGGAGUUCCUUGAGACACAGGGUGUCUGUGUGGCCACUUAUGGAGCAUCGAAUGAUUUUCCAGCCUUCUUCUCUCCACAAAGUGGAUUCACUUCUGCAUACCAUGUCUGCAACCCAGAGGAGGCUGCAAAACUCAUAGCAAGCACUUUGUCACUGGGUCUCCAAAGCGGUGUCCUGUUAGCGGUGCCCAUCCCAGAGCAGCACGCAGCAGCAGGCCAGCAGAUAGAGGAAGCUAUACAGGCUGCAGUGACAGAGGCCAGCGCUGAAGGUGUCACUGGAAGAGAUGUGACACCAUUCAUUCUUCAAAAGGUCAAUGAACUGACUAAAGGAAAGUCCCUUCAGGCCAAUAUUGCUCUCAUUCAUAAUAAUGCUAAAGUUGGCAGUCAGAUAGCCUGUGCGCUGUCAAAACAAAUGAAUGAGAGAACACUGAAAAACAGAACUCAUCCUCCUGGAAAACUCUCAUCGAACACAGAAUCAGAUGUUGUUGUUGUAGGAGGAAUAAACGUUGAUUUUAUUGCCAAGGGAAAAACUGAAACGCUUCUUUUUGGCCAGACGAACCCAGGAAGCGUGUGUCAGUCUUUCGGCGGUGUAGGAAGGAACAUGGCUGAUUCUCUGAGUAGAUUAGGCCACAAACCGCUGUUCAUCUCAGCUACUGGAACCGAUUCAAACAGUGAUGCAGUGCUGAACUACUGUAAACAUAUGAACACAAGUGGUGUGGCCAGGAUAGAAGGGCAGAGCACAGCAACCUACUGUGCUGUCAUCACUGAGAGUGGAGAACUGAGUCUUGGGUUGGGGGACAUGGACAUUCAUCAGCAAAUCACAGAGCAGUAUGUGUCACAGUUUGAGAAGCAGCUUUCAUCAGCCACUCUUGUGUGUCUUGAUGGAAACAUCCCAGUCUCCACCAUCGACUAUGUUUGUUCUUUUGCCAAAAAGCACAAUUUAAAUGUUUGGUAUGAACCAACAGAUUCAGAAAAGGCUUGUAAGCCUUUUCUUUCAGACGCCUGGAAGUCUUUGUCCUAUUCAUCCCCAAACCUGGCAGAAUUGUGCACCAUGAAUGAAACACUGGGCAUCACAACACCUGAAGUGCUGCCAAGUACUCUUGAUGAGAUGCUGGGUGUCGCUGUGGCUCUCUCACGCCCCCUUCUGGACCAUCUUCACUGUCUGGUGGUCACCCUCGGUGCUAAUGGUGUGUUGCUAUGUGGAGAACAUGAUGCAGGAACAAUCAACCUGCAGCCAAGAAAACAGAAGAGGAGGCGGCAGCUUUGUGCUCUGUACUACCCAGCACCCACUGUGACCCCAGAGGAGACGAUGAAUGUGUCAGGAGCCGGAGAUAGUCUUGCAGGUGCCUUAAUAGCAGGUAUUCUCCAGGGAAAAGACACAGACAGCUGUGUUCGAAUGGGGCUUCUGGCUGCAAGGAUGUCCCUGGCAUCCCCACACCCCAUCGCCCCAGUGCUUACCUUAGACUCUGUGGAUCCCAACAAAGUCCAAGCGCAGGACUGGCCCAAACCAAAAUUUGUGUGGAUAGAUUAAAAUUAAAAUGUUUCUUGUGAGAUUUCUCAGACUUUUAUCAUUGUCAGUCUUAAGAUUUGUGAUUAAAUACAUGUGGAAUCAGUGUGUGAUAUUGUGAAUAAAUAAAGGGACGUCAGAAGGUGGCACAUUUAAUAAAACGAUUACACUCUAAUUAGUUUCAUACUUCUGAUUGUUCUAUUAUAAUUGAAAUCUUGCCAAAAUACAUAAAGCAACUUUGUCUGAACCUUUACUUAA